UUGCUCAACUGCUCAGGAUUUAAAAUACAAUUGAAACAAUAUUCCAAUGCGUUUUAAGCGUUUUUGUGCAUAUUGCAAACGGAAACGUAUACGUCAAUCAGGAUAUUCCUUUUUCAAGUUUCCAUUGGAUAAAUCAAAUCUUUUAAAGAAAUGGCUUGAUAGUAUGGGAAUCAAGAAUUGGACUCCAGACAAAAGCAGUGUUUUAUGCUCAGACCAUUUUGAGCAAACUUGUUUACGCAAGGUAGGAGAAAAGUAUUUGACGUUAAAAGAUGGAAGCAUUCCAACGAUAUUUAAUAAGGUUGACUGUUUUAACAAUAUUAUAAAAUCAGCUGUUUUGAUAUUAACAGAAAAUAUUCCUCUUCAUAAAGUAACAUUUGAUGAGAAUUUAAAACAGAAUCAGAAGAUACAAUUCAAUAGUAAUAAGUUCGACCUUCCACAAAAAGCUUCUUGCAAUAAAUUAAGCCAAACUUACUCAAAUGAUGAAGAUAUAAACAGACUAUUAAUAUUUAAUAAGACUGAAAUUGUAAACCUUGAUCAUCAUUAUCAUAUUUCUCCAUCAAGACUAAUUGAGAAACUCGUAAAAAGUCAAGAAACAUUAAAGAAGAGACGAGAUAAAAUUCAAAUACAAAGGCAACAGCUUCGACGCUUUAAAAAUUGCAUAACGAGCUUAAAAGAAACAAUAAAGGAAUUGCAAUGCCAGCGCAUGAUGUCAGAAAAAUGUUUGAACUGUAUGUCUAUGGUUAUAUCGCAUAGAAUACCCGAAUAUCCAGAUGAGAUAAAAUCUAAAAAUGUCUAAACUGAAAACUACUGUGUUAUAUAUUACAUAAAAAAUCACUCAAUUGCAUAAAGAACAUUGGUCAUUGAUCUUUACGUAUAUAUAUUAUUUUAUGUUUUUCACAAUAUAUCG
This is a messenger RNA of Trachymyrmex cornetzi, 907 nucleotides long. Its product is annotated as THAP domain-containing protein 1 B. Gene Ontology annotation, cellular component: nucleus. Gene Ontology annotation, molecular function: DNA-binding transcription factor activity; RNA polymerase II cis-regulatory region sequence-specific DNA binding. The transcript is spliced from 4 exons. NCBI's taxonomy places the organism in Eukaryota, Metazoa, Arthropoda, Insecta, Hymenoptera, Formicidae. The coding region runs from base 47 to 796 and encodes 249 amino acids. The record is from RefSeq and is a predicted model, not a curated record. Gene Ontology annotation, biological process: regulation of transcription by RNA polymerase II.